Molecule: messenger RNA, 3473 nt
Organism: Aspergillus saccharolyticus JOP 1030-1
Lineage: Eukaryota; Fungi; Ascomycota; Eurotiomycetes; Eurotiales; Aspergillaceae
Product: GTPase RIA1
Exons: 6
Coding region: 221-3454 (1077 amino acids)
Biological process (GO): cytosolic ribosome assembly
Cellular component (GO): ribonucleoprotein complex; cytosol
Molecular function (GO): GTP binding; GTPase activity; ribosome binding
Source: RefSeq, a predicted model, not a curated record
AAAUUGUUCGGAUCGUAAUUCCUUCACCACUUUGCAGGGUACAAGGAGGGCGUUUGCGUGAGGCGCAGGACAAAAGCAUCCCGAGAUAAUUUUUUCCUGGAAUCUCCGCAGCAUCGCCGGAUCCCCAAAAACCCACCGCUGCCGUUCAUUCAGUCGAACCUCAACUUUGUCGACCUGUGGGAGCUGGGAGCUGUGUGACGGCAAUCAAUCUGUCUUCAAAAUGCCUGUGGUCAAUGUAGACGACCUCGUUCGUCUGCAACGGAAGCCCGACGACAUCCGCAAUAUCUGCAUUCUCGCUCACGUUGAUCACGGCAAAACAUCCUUAACGGAUAGUCUGAUCGCCACCAAUGGUAUCAUUUCGCCCAAGCUGGCGGGCAAGAUCCGCUACCUGGACUCGCGGCCGGACGAGCAGCUGCGCGGCAUCACGAUGGAGUCGUCGGCCAUCUCGCUGUUCUUCUCCAUGAUGCGGCGGCCGGCGCCCGACGCCGCCCCGGAGCCCAAGGAGUAUCUGAUCAACCUGAUCGACUCGCCGGGCCAUAUCGACUUCAGCAGCGAGGUGUCGACGGCGUCGCGUCUGUGCGAUGGCGCCGUCGUGCUCGUCGACGCCGUCGAAGGCGUCUGCAGUCAGACGGUCACCGUGCUGCGGCAGGCCUGGGUGGAGCAGCUGAAGCCGAUCCUGGUCAUCAACAAGAUCGACCGGUUGGUGACAGAGCUGAAGAUGAGUCCCGGCGAGGCGUAUCUGCACAUGAGUAAGCUGCUCGAGCAGGUCAACGCGGUCAUCGGGAGUUUCUACCAGGGGGAGCGCAUGGAAGAGGACCUGCAGUGGCGGGAGCGCAUGGAGGAGCGCCUGAACAAGAAGCAGGAUCAAGACGACGAGCAGACGGCCGAGUAUGAGGAGAAGGACGACGAGGAUCUGUACUUUGCGCCGGAGAAGAACAACGUCAUCUUCUGCAGUGCCGUCGACGGCUGGGCUUUCACGGUGCGUCAGUUUGCUGUCAUCUACGAGAAGAAGCUCGGCAUCAAGCGUGCGAUCCUCGAGAAGGUCCUCUGGGGCGACUACUAUCUGGAUCCCAAGACGAAGCGUGUCCUGGGGCAGAAGCAUCUGAAGGGCCGGGCUCUGAAGCCUAUGUUCGUGCAGCUUGUGCUGGACAGUAUCUGGGCUGCCUACGAAGCGACAACCGGAGGCGGUUCAGGAAGAGGAGACCCCGCCCUGCUGGAGAAAAUCACCAAGUCCUUGAACAUCAAUAUCCCUCCCUACAUUCUACGUUCCCGCGAUCCCAAGAACAUCAUGACCACCUUGUUCUCAAUGUGGCUGCCGCUCUCAACCGCUGUGCUAGUCUCUGUCAUUGAAUACCUUCCCAGUCCACCCACCGCUCAAGCAACCCGUCUACCGGCUCUGAUCGCCGACUCUCCCGGAGCCGACUUCGUCGACCAGAAGGUCAAAGACGCAAUGGUCAGCUUCAAGACGGAGCCGAACGAGCCAGUCGUGGCCUACGUCAGCAAGAUGGUCGCCAUCCCGGAGAGCGAACUCUCGUCAAGCAAGAAGCGCUCUGGCACCACCAUGUCCGCAGAUGAAGCGCGGGAGAUCGCCCGCAAGAAGCGAGAGGAAAUCGCCAAGAUGCAGGCAGAAGCGGGCGGCCAGCAGCAGGAUGAUUUCGCGCGCGUAACAUCCGCCCUUGAACGGACCUACCUCGACGAUGGGCCGGCCGAACCUGAGGAGAAAGAAGACCCCGAGCAUCUGAUUGGGUUCGCCCGACUAUACUCGGGCACGCUCUCCGUGGGAGACUCCGUGUAUGUGAUCGCGCCCAAGUUCAACCCCGAGAACCCCCACGCCAGUCCCGAGCCGCAGAAGGUCACGGUCACCGAUCUGUAUCUACUGAUGGGCCGGAGUUUGGAGCCCCUGCAGUCCGUGCCUGCGGGUGUCGUGUUCGGUAUCGGGGGUCUCGCCGGCCAUGUCCUGAAGACGGGAACGCUUUGCUCGCAGCUGGAGGGAAGCAUCAACCUGGCGGGUGUUUCGCUGAACACGCCUCCCAUCGUCCGGGUGGCCCUAGAGCCCGUCAACCCCGCCGACCUGAGCAAGAUGGUGACCGGUCUGCGCCUGCUGGAGCAGAGCGACCCUUGCGCACAGUACGAGGUCCUCGACAGUGGUGAACAUGUGAUCCUGACGGCCGGCGAACUGCACCUGGAGCGUUGUCUGAAGGACCUCCGCGAGCGAUUCGCCAAAUGCGACAUCCAGACCGGUCAGACCAUCGUGCCCUACCGCGAGACGAUCACGAGCGCCCCGGAGAUGGCUGCGCCCAAGAACCCGGAGCUCGGCCGCGGUGGCAUCCUGGCUGUCUCUCCCUCGAAGCAACUCACCAUGCGCCUGCGUGUGGUGCCCCUGCCCGCCGUCGUCACGGAGUUCUUCUCCAAGCACGUCGGAACCAUCAAGCGACUGCAAACCGAGAAGCGACGAGCCGCGGAGAACAAGUCCGGAAACAGUGGCACCGACACCGAGCCCGCGGCCGAGAGCACCCAGCCCGUGGACGCCCGCGAAGCCACCACGGAGGAAGCCCGCGAGACGACCCUCCUCUCGCUGCAGGACUUCCGCGCGGAGCUGACCAAGAUCUUCGACGAAGAGGUCAAGGAGGACAAGGAGCUGUGGAAGAACGUGGUCGACCGGAUCACGGCCUUUGGGCCCAGACGCGUCGGCCCCAACAUCCUGGUGGAUGCUACCGCCGUCAACACCUGCGAGAAGUUCCUCCUCGAUGACCCCAAACAACAACCCACCAUCAACACCGACAGCAACACCAGUAGCUCUCGCGAAGCCCUCGUCGUCCGCGACUUCAACGACAAGAUUGCCUACGCCUUCCAACUAGCCACGGGCCAAGGCCCUCUCUGCCAGGAACCGAUGCAAGGCGUCGCCGUCUUCCUGGAGGAGCUCUCCGUCAACUCUACGAAUGGCGAAGACAUUGAUCUGGGCCGGCUGACGGGCGAAGCCAUCCGGCUGGUGCGCGAAAGUAUCUCCCAGGGAUUUCUGGAUUGGAGUCCCCGGAUUAUGCUUGCAAUGUACAGUUGUGAGAUUCAAGCGUCGACCGAAGUCCUCGGCCGCGUUUACGCGGUCAUCACCCGCCGACGCGGCCGCAUUCUCUCCGAAACGAUGAAAGAAGGCACCCCGUUCUUCACUAUCCUAGCGCUGCUGCCAGUAGCGGAGUCGUUCGGGUUUGCGGAUGAGAUCCGGAAGCGCACGUCUGGCGCCGCGCAGCCGCAGCUGAUCUUCGCCGGGUAUGAGGCGCUCGACGAGGAUCCGUUCUGGGUGCCGGCCACGGAAGAAGAACUCGAGGAUCUGGGCGAGUUGGCAGACCGCGAGAAUGUGGCGAAGCGGUACAUGGAUGCGGUGCGGCGGCGGAAGGGGUUGGUGGUUCAGGGGCGGAAGUUGAUUGAUGCGGAGAAGCAGAAGACUUUGAAGAAGUAAGUCGGUGGGAGGAAAGGGG